Messenger RNA from Phaeodactylum tricornutum CCAP 1055/1, 1140 nucleotides. RefSeq lists its product with no specific name. Lineage: Eukaryota; Bacillariophyta; Bacillariophyceae; Surirellales; Neidiaceae. The record is from RefSeq and is a predicted model, not a curated record. The transcript has a single exon. Gene Ontology annotation, cellular component: replication fork; Rad51C-XRCC3 complex. Gene Ontology annotation, molecular function: four-way junction DNA binding. Bases 1 to 1140 code for a protein of 379 amino acids. Gene Ontology annotation, biological process: t-circle formation; telomere maintenance via recombination; resolution of mitotic recombination intermediates.
AUGAGUACUGGCACUUCGCCGAAGGCUCCAAUCUACAAUCAAUACAAGCGCAAGGCCCCGUUUUCGUCCUGUUCGAAAGGAUCGGCUUCUGCGGACACCUUUCCAAUACGGCAAGAACAAUCCGCUUCCCGAAUUCCUCUCACAGAGAUACGGAACCAGUAUGCUUCUACCUCCACUAACCGUAGACAGAGACGAUUGUCAAUCCCCAAUGCCAUUUCGGUCCAAUCUCCCCUGCUCCCCUCUCCCACAACUGCCUUGCAGCUGCUACAACGGCAUCAGCAACGAACGCACACCCUCAGAUUAAUACCGAACGGUUUGGAAUCCUGGUUGUCCUUGGCCCGGCCCGGCAUUUACGAACUCGUGGGGGAGGCCGGAACCGGCAAAUCACAAACCGCCCUUAGCGUGUGCGUCCAAGCAGCUUCCUCGACGACAGGCCCCUCCCGAGAACCACCGUUGAUUGCCGCACCCACCACCGGCACUGACGUCUCUUUGCAUCUGAUCCCGUGUCGUGCAAUAUACAUUUCUCUCAAGGCUCAAAACAAUGUCGUACAAAUCGUCAAACGACUGGAACAAAUGGUCCUCUCCCGGCAGGAACAACGACCGGCGUCCACACCUGACCAAAUGAAGGCUCCUACCAGAUCUCCCCCUUGCACUAUUUUGCAGCGCAUUCUGACACGCGCAGCGUGGAACGCAGAACAACUCACGCAGGUAUUGGACGAAUUGCCAGUCUUGCUAAAAUCCGGCACCGUCCGUGUGCUCGUCUUGGAUUCCAUUGCCGACAUGUUCCGCACCAGUGAGGACACGGACGGCACUCGUUCGCAACAAUCGUCACACCACCAUGCGGCUCGCUCGGCCAUUUUGUUUGGACUCGCGGCGCGUCUCAAAAAACUGUCGGACGUCUUUGAUGUCCCCGUACUCGUCAUCAAUCAAGUGGCCCUGUCCGGAGUCUGGACCAAGCCCGCCCUGGGUUUAUCUUGGGCGCACUGUAUCGACGUACGGUACAUUCUAACCCGACAGGAACGCGGCGGAGACGCGGGUGUCGUCUUUGGACGCCGCGUCACGUUGGACGCGUCGUCCAGCCAUGCAACCGGACAGCACAAGGCCUUUUUUAUACGUGCUGAUGGAGUUGUUGCCGGGUAA